UUUUUAAAAAACGGCUCUAACGAUUUUGAAAAUUUUUUUUCUAAAAAUGCAUGUUAAUAUAUCAAUCAAAACUGCAUACUUGUUUUGGCAGGCAAUUCAAUUUCAGAUUUUAUUUUAAUUUUUUUUUUAAACGAAUUUUAUUUUUUUUUCCAAAUUUCUAUAUAAAAAGUCUUAAAAAUUUAAGCAACUUUAACUCUAAGAGCAAGUUCGUGCGACCCAGUCGUGCAUUUUAUUUUUUUUUGUAUUUGUUUGUUCGUUCAUUCCGCUGCGAAUAUACAUUGGAUGUUCAAGUUGGAGAAAGUUACCUUCCUCCAGUAGUAAUACGAUAGUCUUCCAUGCCAUAUCGAAUCAACAAAUUAGUCUAAAAAAUAUUAAAUAUAUUUAAUUAUAUUUAAGUGUAGUUAUUGUUCCGGGACCCAAAAGAGAACAAACAUUUUGAUUGUUAAAUAAUUUCAAAAUGAAACCGAAAAACCCAUCCAAAAGGUUCUUACUAAGUGGCCUUGUGUUAAUUUGCAUUAAUUUUGUUCAACAGUCAUUAUGUAAUGACUUCGAGCGUAAAAAUGAAAAUACCACAACAACAACAACAACUGAACGUUGUGACAAUAACGAUCAACAAAUGGUAUGGUCAAGGUUUCUUGAGGAAUACACUGUGAGCCAACAAACAAAUGGAUCAAGAACUGCAAAGGUUCUUCCAAAUCCUGGCCUAGUGAACCCUAACAUGAUUAAUCCACCAACUCCGAUGAAUUUCAUGAGCGAUCAAAACUACCACCGAUACAUCCCAACAAACAAUAUCUACAUAACAAAGAGAAUUGGUGAAGCUAUGGAAUUAGAGCCACAUAUGCGUCCACCAGCAAAGGUGAUCAAUCCUCCUCAUCGACAAAAUGGUAUGCCAUCUGGCUUUGGGGGUCAAAUGCAACAGCAGCCCAAUCAUCAAGUACAUCCACAACAGCACAUUCGUGCUGUAUCCGAAAACGAUUUGUAUCUCCUUGGUGCAAUCGAAAAACUCGUUUAUCGGGUGGAUUAUCUAGAAAGUCGCGUGCGAAGAUCGGAACAAUUAAUAUACUAUCUAAUGGCGGGGAAUAACCAAAAAGAAGUUCGCGAUCCAUGCCCAGUGAAUUUCACUCGCAUCAGUGACGCAUGUUAUUUUAUUAAUAGCGAUCAACAGGUCAAUUGGAAGACUGCAAAUAGUGCGUGUAAGUCGGUCAACUCUUACCUGGCUGAAUUCGAAAAGGUGUCAGAGAAUGAAGAGCUCAUUGCUCAUUUGCUAAAUCAACAAGUUCAUCGGGGGCGUGAUUUUUGGUUAGGUGGCCUUAAUCCGGGCUUAUUGUGGAUUUGGGCAAAUUCAGCUAAACCAGUUAAUCCGAAUAUGAAUUUAACAUCGAUUGCAAAUAAUUUGCAACAAGAAACCGAUAAUGCAACCAACACAGGAGGAAGUAGUAAUAAAACAGAAUCAAAUAAAAUAUUGAAUAAUACAAUGGAAAUUAAGGGACAAGGAAGAUGCUUGAGAUUAUCUUAUAAUCCGGCAAAACAUUCAUAUUUUUAUUAUGGACAGGAGUGUACUUCGAGGCAUCAUUAUGUAUGUGAAUAUGAAGACAAGACAUUGGAUAAUAAAAUUAAGAAAAUAUCUAGAGAAUUGCGAUUAGAUAAAAUGAGUCAUGAUUAGUAAUAAUUUAUCUCAAGAGAAUUUUGGCCGAGAAAGGGCUUUUUUAUGUAUAGUCAUAGUAAUAACGAUAUGAGCCAUGUUUAAAAAAGUGUGCUUUUGCAUAUUUAUGUGUAUGUAUGUAACAAAUUGUAAUAAUUUAUUUAUUUAUUAUAUUUUGAUUUUUUUAAUAAAAUUUAAUUUAUUCGAAACUAAAACAAAUUAUAAUA
Messenger RNA from Episyrphus balteatus (marmalade hoverfly), 1869 nucleotides. RefSeq lists its product as uncharacterized. The coding region runs from base 458 to 1663 and encodes 401 amino acids. The transcript has 3 exons. The record is from RefSeq and is a predicted model, not a curated record. Lineage: Eukaryota; Metazoa; Arthropoda; Insecta; Diptera; Syrphidae.